CUCGAUUUUCCGAGCAAGUCCCCGUCCCGUCCCCAGCUGACCUGUUGCCCGCGCCAGCACGCCAGCACGCCCUGCCACAGGCACCAGCCACACAGCCUCGUGGAGCUCGCUGUAUCCUCAGCCGCACCAGCCGCACGGGCCCUCUUCAGCGACCCCUGCGGCCAUUACCUGUUGCCGCAGUUCCUAGCCGGCACCUGCUAAACUUUCCACGCGCGCUUCUCGCGCGUUUUCUGUCAAGGAAGUACUUGACACCCAAGUCUCGACCCUGUGUGGCAUCGGCACUUGCAUGCAUCACGGCUCUUCACCAGGACCACUUCACGACAGCCGGUGAUUCACUCGUAUUCACGUCUUCCGCGGGUCCAGCACUUUUAUUGCUUCCCCUGUCCUCUCCAGCUUCUUCAAUCACUCCCGGACAGUCUCUCGCGCCCACUUCCCUCCAAUGCUACAGCGACGACGCGCCGCAGCCCGCCAUAGCUGAAAGAAACCGCGUCUUAACUCAUAUCGUCUUCCCCAUCGCGCUGUCGCUGGCGCCAUACGGCACUUCGCGGCCAGGAGAUCUCGACCCGGGGGUGCAGUGCGUGACACCAAGUCCGUUUACUGCACCUCGACGAGACAUUCUUGAGUCACAGGCAGGACCUCCGCCUCCCGGAGGCGCAGUUUUCUCGCGAUGGCUUCAAGGCUCGACCGUCUGGUUACCAUUCUUGAGACCGGCAGCACCCGUCUCAUUCGAGAGACAGCUGUCAACCAGCUUGCCGACUGGCAGAAGCAGCACCCAGACGAGCUCUUUAACUUAUUAUCUCGAGUUGUCCCAUAUCUUCGGCACAAGGAAUGGGAGACGCGGAGUACCGCUGCGAAAGCCAUCGGAAAAAUCAUUGAGAAUGCUCCCCUCUAUGACCCAAACUCCAGCGAUCCGCUUGAACAGCCCAAGAAUGAAAAGCCUACGAGCGAGAAUGGCCAUGUCAAAAAGGAAGAGCACGAGACUGAGCCCCACCUGCAUCACGAGGACCUCUUCACUUUCGAAUCCCUCAACCUUGACUCCAUUCUCAGGUUUGGACGAGAAUUGCUUCGAGGUGGCGGCAUCGAAUACAAUUUGGCCGCGCUGGAUCCACAAGACCGCCUGGCACACCAGAAGAAAACCCUCCCAGGUCGGCUUGGGCUGCUGGGACGAAAGUUUAAGGACGAGGAGAUGCCUGUCAUGGUCGACUUGCAAGCCGCUCCUAUGACUCCGCUCGAAGCGAGCAACGGAAAUGGCCUGGCUCGUAGCGACAGCAUUUCAGGCACGGGUCAAGGGACCGAGGACUCUCAGCUGAGCACGAGACAGCUCAACGUGCUCAAGCGCAAGCGUAAGAGAGAGGCGAUGAAGGCGUCCCAAGGCAAGGGCGGCUUCGGAGACUUGUCUCUGCGGCGAUCGACGACGGCGGGGUCAGAAGUUUUUGCAGACGAAACGCCGGCUGCUGAUCCUGACUCCAAGAAGAACGGACAAGUCAACGACUACUUCAAUCUUGACCGCCCAACAGACGUCGAUGAAGAAACCAAGGUCGUCAGUGAAUUUAAGGGCCCGAUCAUUCCCAUAAAAUCCGAAAUUGAAGCCGACGACCCCUUAGAGGGCCUGGAAUGGCCGUACGAGCGUCUUUGCGACUUCCUUAAGGUCGACUUGUUCGACCCCUCGUGGGAAACCCGGCACGGGGCGGCUAUGGGCUUGCGAGAAGUAAUGAGGGUCCAUGGUGGAGGCGCCGGACGUUUGCGCGGCAAGGCCAGAGACGACAAUGAGAACCUGAACAGAAAGUGGCUGAAUGACAUGGCCUGUAGGCUGUGCUGCGUUCUGAUGCUGGACCGUUUCACCGAUUACAGUUCCGAUACGUCCGUGGCGCCAAUCCGGGAGACAAUCGGCCAAACGCUCGGCUCGGUUCUCAAGCACGUUACUGCCGAUUCUGUUUAUGACAUUUAUCGAAUUCUCUACCGGAUGGUGAUGCAAGAAGACAUACAACUUGAACGAUCGCAAUGGGCCGUGUGCCAUGGAGGCAUGGUCGGCUUGCGAUACGUCGUGGCAGUCAGGAAAGAUCUGCUGCUCCAGGACGGCGACAUGAUCGAUGGCAUCAUCAGGGCCGUAAUGAAGGGUUUGGGCGACCUGGACGACGAUGUUCGUUCAGUAAGCGCGGCCACCAUUAUCCCCAUGGCCAAAGAGUUUGUCACCAUGAGGCCGACGGCGUUGGAUGACCUUACGAAUAUUGUUUGGGAGUCCCUGUCGAACCUUGGAGACGACCUGAGCGCCAGCACAGGACGCAUCAUGGAUCUUCUCGCCACUCUCUGUGGUUUCCCCGAGGUUCUGGAGGCGAUGAAGGCUUCGGCGGCUCAAGAUGAGGAACGGUCCUUCACUCUCCUUGUCCCCCGACUUUAUCCCUUCUUACGACACACUAUUACUUCGGUGCGCUUGGCCGUCCUCAAGGCGCUAUUGACCUUUGCAAACCUGGAUGCCGACACUUCUCAAGGCUGGCUCAAUGGGAAAACUCUGCGUCUUGUGUUCCAGAAUGUCCUGGUGGAGAGAGAUCAAGAGACGCUCCACAUGUCUUUGAAACUCUGGGAUGCGUUGGUCCGCUGCCUGGCCAGGGACCCGGCCCUCCUUGCAGACGAGUUUGCCCCCCACGUUGAAGCGCUCAUGCAGCUCACACUACACCCGAUUGGCAUAUCAAGGAAUCCGAUACCCAUGAACGCAGGGCUCUUCCAGAAACCAUCCGGCGGCACGUAUUCAAACACGCUCCCCCAGCCGUCUGCUCGGAGGCUGUCGUCGCCUGACGGAUCGGACAGGGCACCGAAGCGGCGCCGCAAGUCAAAUAAGGCUGUUGAGGAAGCAGUUCCUGCUGGCUUGACGCACGAUGUGGACGGGCACAUGAUGCAGGGCGACGUUGAUCUCGUCGGCAUGGAAGCGCUAAUCCGGUCUCGCGUAUCUGCUGCCAAAGCAAUGGGCCAGAUUAUGUCUCUUGUACCGGAAAAGAAUCUCGACGCUUAUGACGUGCUUUUGCUGCCCGGGCUGACAUCUCCGUUCGCAUCAACGCAGCUUUCGGCAUGUCUCGUCAUUGACGAGUUCGCAAAGGACUGCCCCAACGUCGAUAGCAGCUCACGAUAUGCAGAUCACGUACAACGCAUGGUCGAAGCAGACCGCCCUGCUUCAUACAGGGAUCUGGUCAAUUUCGUUCAACGCACCAGGACGCAGUGUCAACAGCUCAUCAACCUUUUCCGCGAUCAUGGCAAGGUCUCGCAAGGCCGAUUGCCGGUGCUACCGGUGGUUGUACAAGGCGAACCCGAAGCCGGGCCUGGUGCUUUCUCGAUUGCAACCGCCGAGAAGUGCGUUGGCGAUGACUACGACAGACUCAAGAGGAUCAUGCCCCCUGGCCAGCGCUUGAUUGCGAGCCAACAGCUUGCGGAGGCCCGAGAUGUCGCCCUGUCUGUCAUAGAAGACGCCAAGGCGGCCAAAGAGGCACGCGAUAUUCGAAUCAAGGCUGGGGCUGCGUGCGCGAUGGUGGCCAUGAAGUUGCUUCCCAAGAAGCCCAGCCCGUUGAUCAAGGGUAUCAUGGACUCUGUGAAGACAGAGGAGAGCCAACAACUGCAAGGCCGCUCGUCUGAGACUAUCGCAAGAUUGGUUCAGCUUUUCACGGACAAGGGAAGACGAGGUCCCGCCGACAAAGUCGUCGCCAACCUUGUCAAAUUUUCUUGCGUCGAAGUGGCGGAAACUCCUGAAUUCCCCGUACACGCCGCCAAGACGAACUGUAUCCUGUCGAUGCAGAAGGAAGAAGAUCGCGUCGACCAUGCAGACGCUGUGAAGUGGGCCAAGGAAGCCAAGGCAGCCCGAAUCACUCGACGAGGCGCCAAAGACGCCCUCGAGAUCCUUUCCAAGACAUAUGGCGCGGCCGUCCUUGAGACGGUCCCAAGCCUGAGGACCUUUAUGGAGCAGCCAUUGGUCAAGGCAUUCUCCGGGGAUCUGCCCGCUGAGGCAAAGGAUCCUGAAGACACCUUUGGCCAGGAGAUUGUCGACGCCAUGUCUGUCAUCAGAACCAUGACGCCCACGCUGGACCCGGCCCUGCAUCCCUUCGUCAUGCAGAUGGUUCCGCUCGUCAUCAAAGCCCUCCACUCAGAGCUCUCCGUCUUUCGCUAUAUGGCUGCGAAGUGCUUGGCCACAAUCUGCAGCGUCAUCACUGUCGAAGGCAUGACGUCCCUGGUCGAGAAGGUCCUCCCGUCCAUCACCAACCCCCUUGAUCUGAACUACAGGCAGGGCGUGAUCGAGGCCAUCUACCACUUGAUUGCCGUCAUGGGCGACGCCAUUUUGCCGUACGUCAUCUUCCUUAUCGUGCCCGUGCUUGGCCGCAUGAGCGACUCGGACAACGAGGUCCGACUCAUCGCGACCACCUCCUUUGCCACGUUGGUCAAGUUGGUGCCUCUCGAGGCUGGCAUCCCCGACCCGCCUGGCCUUUCCGAGGAACUACUCAGGGGACGAGAUCGUGAGCGAAACUUUAUCGCUCAGCUGCUCGACCCCAAGAAGGUCGAGCCCUUUCACAUUCCUGUCGCCAUCAAGGCCGAGCUUCGAUCAUACCAGCAGGAGGGCGUCAACUGGCUGCAUUUCCUCAACAAGUACCACUUGCACGGAAUCCUUUGCGACGACAUGGGUCUCGGCAAGACCCUACAGACCCUGUGUAUUGUUGCGAGCGACCAUCAUCAGCGCGCAGAAGAGUUUGCAAAAACCAAAGCCCCGGAUGUGCGACGCUUGCCGUCGCUCAUCGUCUGCCCCCCGACGCUGUCUGGCCACUGGCAGCAGGAGAUCAAAGCGUACGCCCCAUUCCUUAGCGUCAUGGCGUAUGUCGGCCCGCCGGCUGAGAGAAAGGCGAUGAAGGCCAGGCUGGGGGAGACAGAUAUCGUCAUCACCUCGUACGAUGUCUGCAGAAACGACACGGAUGUCCUCGAACAGCAUAACUGGAACUACAUGGUCUUGGACGAGGGUCACCUCAUCAAGAAUCCCAAGGCGAAGAUCUCCCAAGCUGUCAAAAGGCUUGUCAGCAACCAUCGACUGAUCCUCACCGGCACGCCAAUUCAGAACAAUGUGUUGGAGCUGUGGUCGCUUUUUGACUUCCUCAUGCCAGGUUUCCUCGGCGCCGAGAAAGUCUUCAUGGAUCGCUUUGCCAAGCCCAUCGCAAACAGCCGCAACAGCAAGGCGUCGUCCAAGGAACAGGAAGCGGGCGCUCUGGCGAUCGAAGCCUUGCACAAGCAGGUGCUGCCGUUUUUGCUCCGUCGCCUCAAGGAAGAGGUCCUCAACGACCUGCCUCCCAAGAUCCUGCAAAACUACUACUGCGACCUGAGCGACCUGCAGAAGAAGCUCUUCGAAGACUUUAGCAAGAAGCAGGGCAAGAAGCUGCAGGCGGAAGCGGGCCGUGACGACAAGGAGGCCAAGCAACACAUCUUCCAAGCGCUGCAGUAUAUGCGCAAGCUGUGCAACUCGCCCGCGCUCGUUAUGAAGCCCGACAUGCCGGUGUAUGAGGAGACGCAGAAGAUUUUGCAGAAACAGGGCACAUGCAUCGAGGACGUCGCUCACGCGCCGAAGUUGACGGCGUUGCGCGACCUCUUGGUGGACUGCGGCAUCGGCGGUCAAGAAGGAGACUCGAACGACCCAUUAUAUCAGCCUAUCAAGCCCCACCGAGCGCUCAUUUUCUGUCAGAUGAAAGAAAUGCUGGACAUGGUGCAAAACAAGGUGCUGAAAGAAAUGCUGCCGUCCGUAUCGCACCUCCGCCUCGACGGCUCGGUGGAGGCGAAUAAGAGACAGGACAUCGUCAAUAAGUUCAACGGCGAUCCAUCGUACGACGUCUUACUCCUGACCACCAGCGUUGGCGGACUGGGCCUCAACUUGACGGGCGCCGACACCGUCAUCUUUGUGGAGCACGACUGGAACCCGCAAAAGGACUUGCAGGCCAUGGAUCGCGCCCAUCGAAUCGGACAGAAAAAGGUGGUCAACGUCUACCGACUCAUCACCCGCGGCACGCUGGAGGAGAAGAUAUUGAGCCUCCAGCGUUUCAAGAUCGACGUCGCCUCAACGGUUGUCAACCAGCAGAACGCGGGUCUGGCCACAAUGGACACGGACCAGAUCCUCGACCUGUUCAACCUCGGAGAUUCGGGGCCGAACCUCAUAUCAGACAAGCCGCAAAAUGAGGUGGACGGACGGGAAGAAGAUAUGGUGGACCUCGAGACGGGCGACGUGUUGCGGCAGCCGACGAAGAAGCCGUGGCUAGAGGACCUAGGGGAGCUAUGGGAUAGCAAACAGUACGAGGAGAGCUUUGACUUGGACGAUUUUAUGAAGAACAUGUCCUGAGGACAAGCCGGCAGCGAGCGCGGAAACAUUUGUUUUGGGCUUGGAGUUGAGGGCAUGAGCUUUUCAAUAGGCGUUGGAAAUGGGAGUGUCGAUGCAUCACGUCGCGUCGCAUCGGCCGCGGAACAGUGUACGAUGGAUGGCUCAUUGUUUGAGUCUAGAAUUAGCCUGUACUUUAUUACGAUGCGGCGUGCGGGGAAGAAUAGACGGGGG
Molecule: messenger RNA, 6559 nt
Organism: Purpureocillium takamizusanense
Lineage: Eukaryota; Fungi; Ascomycota; Sordariomycetes; Hypocreales; Ophiocordycipitaceae
Gene: MOT1
Product: TATA-binding protein-associated factor mot1
Exons: 1
Coding region: 668-6349 (1893 amino acids)
Molecular function (GO): ATP hydrolysis activity; DNA binding; TBP-class protein binding
Source: RefSeq, a predicted model, not a curated record